AUGGCCACCAUCACCUGCAAUCGCUUCACUGAGGAGUACCAGCUCUUUGAGGAACUGGGCAAGGGCGCUUUCUCCAUUGUCCGGAGAUGCGUGAAGGUGUUGGCAGGACAAGAGUAUGCGGCCAAGAUCAUCAAUACCAAGAAGCUCUCUGCUCGAGAUCACCAGAAGCUGGAACGAGAAGCCCGGAUCUGCCGUCUCCUGAAGCACCCCAACAUUGUGAGGCUCCAUGACAGCAUCUCUGAAGAGGGCCACCACUACCUGAUAUUUGACCUGGUCACCGGCGGAGAGCUGUUUGAGGACAUUGUGGCCAGGGAGUACUACAGCGAAGCGGAUGCCAGCCACUGCAUCCAGCAGAUCCUGGAGGCCGUCCUGCACUGCCACCAGAUGGGGGUGGUUCACCGGGAUCUGAAGCCCGAGAACCUGCUGCUGGCAUCCAAGCUGAAGGGUGCUGCAGUCAAGCUGGCUGACUUUGGCCUCGCCAUCGAGGUGGAGGGGGACCAGCAAGCGUGGUUUGGUUUCGCGGGCACCCCGGGAUACCUCUCCCCCGAGGUGCUCCGGAAGGACCCUUAUGGCAAAGCCGUGGACCUGUGGGCUUGCGGUGUCAUCCUCUACAUCCUGCUGGUUGGGUACCCACCCUUCUGGGAUGAAGACCAACACCGACUUUACCAGCAGAUCAAGGCUGGGGCUUACGAUUUCCCCUCCCCUGAAUGGGACACGGUCACUCCUGAAGCAAAAGAUCUCAUCAACAAGAUGUUGACCAUAAACCCAUCCAAGCGCAUCACGGCAGCAGAGGCUCUGAAGCACCCCUGGAUAUCGCACCGUGCCACCGUGGCAUCAUGCAUGCACAGGCAGGAGACAGUGGACUGUCUGAAGAAGUUCAAUGCCCGCAGGAAGCUGAAGGGAGCCAUCCUCACCACCAUGCUGGCCACCAGGAACUUCUCCGGAGGCAAAAGUGGUGGCAACAAGAAGAAUGACGGCGUGAAGAAAAGAAAGUCCAGUUCCAGCGUUCAGUUAAUGGAAUCGUCGGAGAGCACCAACACCACCAUUGAGGACGAAGACACCAAAGUACGGAAGCAAGAAAUCAUUAAAGUCACAGAGCAGCUGAUUGAAGCAAUAAGCAAUGGCGACUUCGAGUCCUACACGAAGAUGUGUGACCCUGGAAUGACAGCUUUUGAGCCUGAGGCUCUGGGCAACCUCGUGGAAGGCCUGGAUUUCCACCGAUUCUACUUUGAAAACCUGUGGUCCCGGAACAGCAAGCCCGUGCACACAACGAUCCUGAACCCUCACAUCCACCUGAUGGGAGAUGAGUCUGCCUGCAUCGCCUACAUUCGCAUCACGCAGUACGUGGACUCUGGAGGGAUCCCCCGCACUGCCCAGUCCGAGGAGACCCGCAUCUGGCACCGCCGGGAUGGCAAAUGGCAGAUUGUUCACUUCCACAGAUCUGGCGCGCCCUCGGUCCUACCGCAGUAAACCCUCUGAAGCGUGGCCCUGCCCGUGUUGGGUUUGUCACUGACUCACUACCAAGGGGAGACCCCCUCCGACAUGUUCACCUACGGGACUUUGGCUGUUGGCUCUGCUGCUUGGUUCCCGCUGGAAUAACCCCUCGCUUCUCACCGCACACACACGACAGCCCCACCAGUGCAGCACAAGCAUCCCAUCAAACCCCCACCCUGCCGGGGUCAUGGCGCUGGGCCCCCUGCAUGAACCAGAAAAAGAGAAACCGUGAACUUAGACCCACGCAUCUGGCCAGUGUACAGGUCCCCCCUCAUCAGCUGCAUAGUGUUGGUGGGCCUCCUCACUACCCAGCACAUCUCCUGAACUGGGCUCAGACUCAUCAUCCACCUCCAUCCCCACCUCUGCUGGAAGCCCUCCGAGGAAGAGGGGGGCAGUUUUGAGCUGCUCUCUGCUGCAUCCUCCCUGCGUGCUGGUGGAUUUUGCUUUGCUGCUAUCAAGGUCCUCGUCUGCUGCCAUGACUCCCACCUGCUCCCAACUCUCUGAGUUCCUGCUUCCCAGCAGCCUCAUCCGGGAACUGCAAUUCAAUCCAUUUGCCAAGUCCAUUUUUCAUCUGUACCUGUGCAAGGAGGGCCGUGUUUGGAUGGGUGAGUAAAGACUAUCUGUUCUUUUUCCCUUCCCAGCACAGGCUGGCUCCUUCCCAGGAGAGCAAGUAGGUUUGCACCCUGGCUUCAGACAACUGCUGUGCCAAGAAGGAUGCUCUCCCUCCUUCCUCCCUUCUCCCUUUGGAGCAGACACUGGCGAUGCUGGGAGAAGAGAGGAGGAGAAUGACGACUGCUUCCCAGUACCACAUCAGUGCAGACGGGAGCUGGGGAUCUCCCAUCCAUGUCCGGGCGGUAGCAUCACCCCUGUGCCCUCCUCACCCACCACCCAGCCCGGAUUCUUUACCCCAGCACACACCCCUGCCCCCCACAUACAGCACUGGCGUUCCCUUGCUCCCAGCUCCCAGGAUGGGAUGGGGGCAGCCAAGCUGGCUGCUGGCUCGGGGCACAAACCUCCAUGGCCCACGUGACUUCUUCCAGCGACAACAAGGAAUGCAAGCUUUAGUGACGAACUGCAGAAUCUGAUUGUGCUUCAACAAAAACAAACAAGCCUUUCGCUGUCUUCUCCUUUGAGCGCAUGCCUUUUUAUAGGGAAAAGAAACCAACCUACCGUGUAUUUCGUAACUUGAUUUUGAGUAUUUGCUGAAAUGGAUCUUUAUGUAAUAACUAGAAACAUUCAACUGUUUAAGUGGGGAGGGAGGGGGGAUUUUCAGGGGUUGCUGUUUUUCAUUGCGUUUACAUUUGAAGUGGGGUUGUUCUGCCACGAUGCUCCUACCAGGGGUGCCACGGCUGCCAGCCCCCUCCUCACACCGUGGUGGCUUGUCCCGUUCUGUCCCACAGCGUUGGGUGGCAAAGGCACCCAUCUCCGGGGCACCCACACGGCCAUGGCACCUUCCUCAUGGGUCUUCCUGCAGGGCAAACCACGGCGGUGGCUCUGGGAGUGCCACCAGCGUGUGGCUUUCAGGACAGAAGACACGGCCGGGAAGGGAACGUUGGUCUCACCUCUUUUCCAUCAGGUAGAGAUCUGAGAGUGGGUGUUCUUCCGGCAAUUCUUCCACUUCACAUUCUCCUUUUUCCAACUGGAGCCUCUUCACUCACUGAUGUGAGGCUUCUGCAGCACUGCUGCCCCGGGGUACUUUCUAGCUCCACUCUCUUCGUCUGCAUGGUGUUUAACUUUCUAGACGGUGCGUGUGUUGAAAAACAAAGAAACGAACAUAAACUGCUUGUUUUGGACCUAAAAAAAAAAAAAAGAAAAAGGAUAAAAAAAAGGAAAAAAAAAAAGAGGAAAUGUUUCCUCCAUGUAAAUUCUGAGCGUGUAUUUUGCCUUUUCUGUGGUUUUGAAUGCUUUGCUCUCUGUUGAGGCAGGGACGGCCACCAUGCCAAAUGUAGCUGCAUCCUUGCAGACUGCAAAAAUAUUUUCCCACUGGAUGGAGGGGAAGAAAUCUAAACUGCUGGGGGCAUGGACAGGCCCUGAGAAGUGUUUUGGUGUGUUCUGUGCCAGCAGUGCAAUGGCUGCUGGUGAUGUAUGUAGGAGAUGCCUUUGUGGGGGCAAAUCACAGAGCUGAUCCAUGGGUGUCCAUGGGGCUCCCCAUGCCUUUGGUGGACCUGUGCACCAUGGGCUUGCAAGAGUUCCCCAAAGUAGGGAAAUCCAUGCAGGGAAAGGAUUGGCUUUUAAGGUAGAGUUUGGGUGUUUUUACAGAUCUGUUUUUCUUCCUGUAGUCAUGUAGUGCUGAAGUUUUUUUAAUUUUUAAAGGAAGGACUCAGCUCUUUCACAGUUCUCUCUCUCCCUCUCCAGAGCUGGCUCUGAAGCCAGCUGUGGUCAGUGUCAUCCACCUUCUGAUGUCCAAGCUCUCCAGGUGUCAAGAGGAUUUUUGGGAAUUGGUAUAAGGUGGAUGAUGAUGGAAGACAUCAUAUCAGGCCUCUGCAUGGGGACUGAAGGGCAGAUGCCAUAUCAGCCUGGUUUUGAAGCUGUUUGGAUGGGCUGUGAGGGGGAAGCUGCUCCGGCAGCUGCUACUGGAGAAAGAACUGGGGUCUGGUGGGAUUCGCUGGGAAUAACAGAUGUUGGGAUAGACACCAUCUUCUUUCACUGAGAACCCACAGUUACUUCUAGGGAGAAGCAUCUUUGCUCCCAGGAGGGCUCUGAGGUGUCUUCUUGGAGGGAGUUUCUCCUCCUUAAGGUUUUCCUAAGGUCAUCUCCCCAAGUGGCAGCUGGAUGUCCUUGCAACACUCCUUUCCAAGGGAAGCAGAGUCUGAAGUUUAAACUCAUUCUAGUCUUCCAGUCAAGCUGCAGCCUGACCAAGGAAGACCCAACUUCCCAAUAUGCCCAUGCUGGCAGCAUUAAGCACCUGCACUUUAGGGGUUUGUCCUUCCUGGUGUCUCUGCCCCACUUUGCCCUGCUUUUCCAGAGCAGGUUCCUGUAUCUCCAGAGCAUCUCAGCAAGCACUGAUGGACCACCACCUUUUCUUUCAGUAUCCAUGGAAAACAUCUGUUUCUGUCUUCCUUCACAUUUGCUGAUUUCUCCUAGACUUUCAGGAAAGCUAUAUAAAUAAGUUUCCACCAUCCUUCUUUGGCUGGAAGAGGCAGCGAUGCUGCUGUUACAUCUCUACUUUUAAGCUGUUGACACUGUCCCUGACACAUUCAAAUGGGCAUUGCCCCAACAAUCCCACCAUGGUUCUGGGAAUGACAGCAUCCAGGCAUGUUCCUAAUAAGCAACAUGGACAAGGCCACCUUGUUGGGGUGGAGUUUGCUACCGUGGACCUGUCCCAUCGGCCUCAAGGCUGGAGACCAGGCUAUGGCACAUUUAAUUUCCUGGCAUAGACAGAACUCCUCUCCUCUGGUCUCCUGGUGCCCAGGUCAAACCAAAUGCAGAAGUCCCCCAAACUCAUCCUUUCUUCCACUUCUCCCAGACCACAGAGGAUUCUAACUGGAAGCACUUGCUGUAGUGGUGUCACCCUCCCAUCUCCAGAGGUGAGUUUGGGAGCUGCCUGUUUUCCCUUCCUGGCUGCCACAGUCCACUGGCAACAUCAUAAUUUCUCACAUCUUGCUGAUCACAGAAUCACAAGGUUGGAAGAGGCCUUCAAGAUCAAGUCCAACCCAGCCCUAACACCUCAACUAGACCAUGGCACUGAGUGCCAUGUCCAGUCUUUUUUAAACUCAUCCAGAGAUGGUGACUCCACCACCUCCCCAGGUAAACCAUUCCAAUACUUUAUCACCCUUUCUGUAAAAAAAAAAGAUGCAUCCCCUCUGGAAGACAGAGGCCACUCCUGGGCCUUUGCUCUUUUCUGGAGGAGCAGGCACUUUCCUUCUCACCCCAGCCAGGCACAGCUGGGAGAGUUGUCUUUCCUCUCCAGACCCACAUGAAAUGCCCCUUCUGCCAGGCACCAAAUCCUUGUCUGAUGCCAAACCUGCCUCUCCUCCCAUGGAUGCCCCCAUGGAUCCCCAGAAGCUGGAGCAGACAGCACUCAUCUACUCCCACUUGGAGCUCCCAGUGGGCUCUGCAGCCCGUGGUGGGAGAGGACAGCCACACAGCCCCAUGGACCAAGAGGUGUCUGCCAGCAGGAGAUCACAUAACCUCCUCUGACCACCCCAGGAGACAGACUGACCCUUCUUCCCCACCACAGGACGGGUUAUGUGGUGUACCCCACGCUCUUGAUGCUGCACAGAUCCUCCAGCCAGCAGAGACCUUGCCUUGUCCCAAGAUGCAGGUCCCAUCCAUAACAGACAGGGAAACCCAGAUGUGAGCAGGCUGUGGGGACACCAGAGCAGGGGCUGAUGGCCACUCUGCCACCAGAUUCAUCUGAUUCAUGCUUCCCUCCUGCAGGUCAUCAACAGGGAGGGGGAGAGAGGGAGCAGUGGAGGGGACUAGAUCGAGUGGCUCCUUCCUUCUUUGGAUUGUUGUCCCUUUUUUCUAACUGUUGCACAAUUUUAGGGCUUUUGUAACAUUUUUUGGACAAGCAGGGAAAAUAUGUUAACAGUGGUUUAAGGGAAAAAAAAUGAGAUCUAUCUCUCUCUCUUAUAUAUUAUAUAUAUAUAUAAAAAAUAUAUAUACUUACAGGAAAUCUCUAUGGAAAUAUUUAUUUAAGAUGAUUGCAAAAAAUAUAUUAUAAUUAAGAGUAUACCAAGCUUUGUCACGUAACAAAAAAAUCAAGCCCCGGGGAGGGGUAGCUGCCUGUCCCCUCGUGUCUGUUUGUCCGUACGGUUGCAGCUGAAGCCUUUCUCUUCUCUUUUUGUAAGUGCACUCGAACUGUUGAGCAGUGUGACCGUGUUGGAUUCAGUGGGAACUUCGGGGGGGGGGGGAGGUGGGGGAGGACUGAUUUUGUUUCCUUUUCCUUUGUCUUUUUUUGAACCUGUGGCUGUGAACAGAAUGAUCACUGCUCAAAUCGGAUGCUCUGUUUGGGGAGGGCGGUGGUGGGGGGGACGGGGAGCAGGGUGGGUGUGGGAGGGAGGGCGAGUGUCAGUUUUAUUCUUGGUGUUCAAGUGCAAUAAAUAGCUACCAACUUCUGAGCA
Poecile atricapillus (Black-capped chickadee) is the source of this 6560-nucleotide messenger RNA. RefSeq names its product calcium/calmodulin dependent protein kinase II alpha (gene CAMK2A). Gene Ontology annotation, molecular function: calcium/calmodulin-dependent protein kinase activity; calmodulin binding; ATP binding. Gene Ontology annotation, biological process: protein phosphorylation. Bases 1 to 1470 code for a protein of 489 amino acids. Gene Ontology annotation, cellular component: cytoplasm; neuron projection. The record is from RefSeq and is a predicted model, not a curated record. The transcript is spliced from 19 exons. NCBI's taxonomy places the organism in Eukaryota, Metazoa, Chordata, Aves, Passeriformes, Paridae.